AUGGAAUUUUUUCUAUAUGAUGGAGAACGACAAGAGAGAGCAAUAAAAGAAAGUUUGGAAACUUUGAGAGUGAUAGAAAAUCAAAGUGGGCUUAGUGAAAAAAUGUUCAUUAGUGGCAACACAAUUGGAUUGGCAGACAUAGCUUUGGGUUGGGUUGCACAUAUUCUACCAGUGAUGGAAGAGAUUGUUGGAGUCAAGUUCAUUACAAUUGAUGCAUUUCCUAAUCUUCACUCUUGGAUGAAGAAUUUCUUGGAAAUUCCUGCUGUAAAAGACAAUCUACCACCACAUGAGCUACUUGUUGAGUAUUAUAGGGAAAAGAGGAAGGUGUUUCUUGCAAUGGCUUUUCAUCAUCAUCACCACCACUAG
Molecule: messenger RNA, 366 nt
Organism: Vicia faba (fava bean)
Lineage: Eukaryota; Viridiplantae; Streptophyta; Magnoliopsida; Fabales; Fabaceae
Source: the annotation of a GenBank genome assembly